Molecule: messenger RNA, 1947 nt
Organism: Microthlaspi erraticum
Lineage: Eukaryota; Viridiplantae; Streptophyta; Magnoliopsida; Brassicales; Brassicaceae
Source: the annotation of a GenBank genome assembly
AUGUUUGAUUGGGACGAAGAAGAGCUUACUAAUAUGAUAUGGGGUGAUAACGGUGAGACAGGCGACCAUAUUGUGCCUUUUAAAGUAAGAAGUGAACAACUUAACAAGAAGGAACGGUGUGAAGAAUCUAAGACAGCAAAGCCGGCUGAGCUAAAGAUCACUGGGACUAAAACUGACCUCCAUGAUAGUCAGUUGGGGAGCAGUUCGGGCCAUAAUGUUGAUGAGGAGAUUCCUCAGCCAGGUUACUGUAUGAGCUCAUGGCCUGACUCAUCGCUAGGUAAUGCCAGAAAAGCUGAUCCAGAUUCAAGUGCGGCUGAACUUUCAAAAUGUUCAGCUGAGCCAGCCAGAUAUGAUUCAACGAGAGGUGAGAAAACGUCUGAACUUGGGAAAGGCCCUGAUAUUUUUCAUAGCACUGAGGAGAGUAAAGAGCAAGGUGAUUUUGAUGAGUACGGCUGGGCUAACAUUGGUAGCUUUGAUGAUCUUGAUCGAAUGUUCAGCAAUGAUGUCCCUAUAUUUGGCGAUGGCAGUCUCAGCGUUGCUGAUGAGUUAUGGUCUUCUUCUAAAGAUGUAUCCAGUAGUCCAUCAAAAUUACUACCAUCAGUUCUGGACUCUCAAGAUCUAGGAUUGGAUAUGAGAACUGAGUUUGAGCAACAAGGGAACCAGCAAUUUCCAUUGACUGGAAAAGCCAAUUGUCCCCCAUCCCAAAGUGUGCAUAGUAUACGUGCAACCCCAAAGGCUGAGCAAUAUCGUGAGCAUACGGGUCAACCCUCAGUUGACGACCAGCCAUAUCAACAAAAUAAAAUGAUGAAGUUUACGAAAAUGCCUGGAACUUCUGAGGCAGGAGCUUUUCAAGAUCUUCCGUCCAGGAAUUCACCUAGAAGAUUUGUAAAUCAGUUGGCAUCGUCACGAUCCUCUAUGAUGGCUGUUAAUCUUCAGAGUGAGUCUCAAGGGUCUGGGACAUCACACUAUCCACAUAUGCCAAACCAAUACAUGGCUACUUCUGGUUUUGGUAAUCUUACAAAUCCAUAUUCUACUGUGCCUGUACUUUCGGCUGUCCAAUGUCCUGAUAUCAAGAAUCAGUUGAUGCAUCCUUCCUACAAUCCUACUACUGCUAUCUCCGUAAACAUGGGAGCAGAUGCCUCUGCACGACCUUCAACAAUGACGCCACAGGAAAAACUAGAAAAACUUAGACGCAGACAGCAAAUGCAGGCAAUGAUUGCUAUUCAGAGACAACAGAAGCAGUUUUCUCAUCAGGUGCCUGUAGCAGAUCAAUCCAUUACUCAAAACUGUCGCCAAGAUAUCCCACUCCAGCUUGUCGACAAAACCAAUCUCCACGGGAUUACUGCACUGCCUUCCUUUGACCCUAAUUCAUCUUUGAAAGGAGAUGAUUCUGGCAACAUUUCUGCUGCUUGUGAUAAUUCAGAAGAAAUAUCAGUUCUUUAUCGGCUUCAAGAUGUUGUAGCCAAGUUGGAUAUGGGAGUAAGGACUUGUAUACGAGAUAGCUUAUUCCGGUUGGCUGGUAGCGCAGGUCAGAGACAUCAAACUGGUGAUACAGCACACAGUAACAAGACUAGCCAGGAUGACCCUGAAGUGGUUCCCAAAGAAGAAUCCAGAUACAGAUAUGCUGGGAUGCCAGACACAGAAACAGGGACCAAUCCCACAGACAGAACCGUUGCUCAUUUGCUCUUUCAUAGGCCAUUUGAUAUGUCGGCGGCAAAGCAUAUGGAAGGACCAGAAUCACCUGCUUCUUCUAAGAUGGGAAGUGAAGAACAAAGGAAUUUUCCUAAAUGCAGUCCACGAGAGAGCCGCAUACAUAAGCAGAAAGCUCAAGAGGAAGAAGGACCUGCAGGUUCACUUGCUUUAGGGAAUAAACCCAACUCUGGAUCCAGUAGUACUGUUGGUGAUAGAGUUGUUGAAACAUCCAAAGGGAACAAAAGAAAGCUGUGA